ACACAUGGAGAUGGAAAUGCUCAUCCGCAGUAACGCCUCGCAUAACAUCACACUACACAAUCUGCCCCAGGGACAAAGACCCACGAUGGGAAGGUACAUAACAUCACACUACACAAUCUGCCCCAGGGACAAAGACCCACGAUGGGAAGGUACAUAACAUCACACUACACAAUCUGCCCCAGGGACAAAGACCCACGAUGGGAAGGUACAUAACAUCACACUACACAAUCUGCCCCAGGGACAAAGACCCACGAUGGGAAGGUACAUAACAUCACACUACACAAUCUGCCCCAGGGACAAAGACCCACGAUGGGAAGGUACAUAACAUCACACUACACAAUCUGCCCCAGGGACAAAGACCCACGAUGGGAAGGUACAUAACAUCACACUACACAAUCUGCCCCAGGGACAAAGACCCACGAUGGGAAGGUACAUAACAUCACACUACACAAUCUGCCCCAGGGACAAAGACCCACGAUGGGAAGGUACAUAACAUCACACUACACAAUCUGCCCCAGGGACAAAGACCCACGAUGGGAAGGUACAUAACAUCACACUACACAAUCUGCCCCAGGGACAAAGACCCACGAUGGGAAGGUACAUAACAUCACACUACACAAUCUGCCCCAGGGACAAAGACCCACGAUGGGAAGGUACAUAACAUCACACUACACAAUCUGCCCCAGGGACAAAGACCCACGAUGGGAAGGUACAUAACAUCACACUACACAAUCUGCCCCAGGGACAAAGACCCACGAUGGGAAGGUACAUAACAUCACACUACACAAUCUGCCCCAGGGACAAAGACCCACGAUGGGAAGGUACAUAACAUCACACUACACAAUCUGCCCCAGGGACAAAGACCCACGAUGGGAAGGUGUGGAGAUGGAGCGGUUUGCCGACGAGGCUGAUGUAGUGAUAGUGGGCGGGGGUCCCGCAGGGCUGUCGGCAGCCAUCCGGCUGAAGCAGCUGGCCAACGAGCAGGAGAAGGAGCUGCGUGUCUGCCUGGUGGAGAAGGCCUCUCAGAUCGGCGCGCACACUCUCUCCGGGGCCUGCUUGGAGCCCAGCGCCCUCAACGAGCUCUUCCCAGACUGGAAGGAGAGAGGGGCACCCUUGAACACACCAGUGACAGAGGAUGUGUUUAGCCUUCUAACCAAGAAAUACAGAAUCCCCGUCCCAAUGUUGCCAGGUCUGCCCAUGAACAAUCAUGGGAACUACAUUGUGCGGCUGGGCCACUUUGUGCGUUGGUUGGGAGAGCAGGCUGAGGAGCUGGGAGUGGAGAUUUACCCCGGCUACGCUGCUGCUGAGGUUUUAUUUCAUGAUGAUGGAAGUGUGAAAGGAAUUGCCACCAAUGACGUGGGUAUCGCGAAGGAUGGUUCGCCAAAGGACGUGUUUGAGAGGGGGAUGGAACUCCAUGCUAAAGUGACACUGUUCGGAGAGGGCUGCCAUGGCCACUUGGCCAAGCAGCUCUACAGGCAGUUCAACCUUAGGGAGAACUGUGAACCACAGACCUACGCCAUUGGCCUAAAAGAGGUGUGGCUGAUUGAUGAGAAGAAGUGGAGACCGGGCAGAGUGGAGCAUUCAGUGGGCUGGCCGCUGAACAGGAACACGUACGGCGGCUCCUUCCUCUACCACCUGAACGAGGGCGAGCCACUGGUGGCCUUGGGCUUUGUGGUUGGGCUUGACUACACCAACCCGUACCUCAGCCCUUUCAGAGAGUUCCAGCGAUGGAAGCACCACCCCUUCAUUGCCAAGACCCUGGAGGGAGGGAACAGAAUCGCUUACGGAGCCAGGGCGCUCAAUGAGGGAGGCUAUCAGUGCCUACCUAAAGUGACAUUCCCUGGGGGUAUGCUUAUCGGAUGCAGUCCGGGCUUCAUGAACGUACCAAAGAUUAAAGGCACCCACACGGCCAUGAAGAGUGGCAUGCUGGCCGCAGAGGCCAUCUUCCCCAAAGUCACAGCCAAGGACCUAGCAUCUGAAACUGCAGGACUUCAUGUACCUGAAUAUGAGGACAAUUUAAAGAAGUCUUGGAUCUGGAAAGAGCUGUACUCAGUAAGGAACAUCAGGCCCUCGUUCCACAACUACUUUGGGCUGUACGGGGGCAUGGUCUACACCGGUGUCUUCUAUUGGAUACUCAGAGGGAAGGAGCCAUGGACACUGAAACAUGCAGGCCUGGACUCGGCCCAGCUGAAACCGGCUAAGGAGUGCACGGCCAUCGAGUACCCCAAGCCCGACGGCAAGCUGAGCUUCGACCUGCUCUCCUCGGUGGCUCUGAGUGGCACCAACCACGAGGGGGACCAGCCCCCCCACCUCACCCUGAAGGAUGACAGCAUCCCCGUGACCAACAACCUGGCCAUCUAUGAUGGGCCUGAGCAGCGCUUCUGUCCAGCAGGUGUAUAUGAGUACGUUCCACUCGAAACUGGAGAAGGUAUGAGGUUGCAGAUCAACGCUCAGAACUGCGUCCACUGCAAGACGUGCGACAUCAAGGACCCCAGCCAGAACAUCAACUGGGUGGUGCCCGAAGGCAGCGGAGGACCAGCCUACAACGGAAUGUGAUUUCCUUUUUCAUUCAGACAUAUCACGAGGCACCAAUUGUAGCAGAGGUCAGAAACCUCAAGUGUGGUGUCUGCAAAAACACAUUCAGGGCUUGCUGCCAAGACAGCUUUUAGAAUCUACUAUACUGUGUGCAUAGAUAUGGAACUGAAUGUCAACAUUGUAAAGUACGGGCAUUAAACAGUGACUUUGGUUCAUGUACGGUUUUCUGAAUGCAGCUAAAAAGUAUUUUAUAUAUUUGUAUGCCGUAAGCAGAAGAAGGAUCAAAAUCUCUUUGAAUCAGUGCCAAAAUUUAGGGUUAUUUCAUUAGCUAGUUGCAGGUGCCAUUAGCAACAACAGCAUGUGAUCUAUGAGAUACUGUACAUAAUGUCAUUAGUGGGUAGAAUGUAUGAGGGUGAAUAAAAUAUUUACUGUGCCUCGGUGUCUUACUCUAUACUUCUCUCAUUGAACGUACAGGUAGUAUUUAAUUGCAUUGUAUACAGGUGGAGUACGGACAUUUCUAGAAAUAGAGUCAACUAACUAACCACAUUUCAUCUUUAUGGCUUAUAUUAAACAUUCAGAAAUAUAAAUAAAGGGAUAUUACACUAGUUAUUCAGAGUAAACAUGACAGAAUAUGAAAUUAAUACAGUGAAAUACUCUUGACAAAAUGCUGACAGGUUUAUGCUUCCUCAACAACAAAAAAUGCUUACAUUUUGUUACGUAUCUAUACUUCAUUUUCAGCUACCCUUGUGUGCCACUCAUUAAACAGCCAAUAUGAUUAUACGGUCCUGGUUUUCAAUAUGGACCUGUAUUGGAGCUAGCUGCCUAAACGAAAUAACUAUUGGCAAGUGGACUUUAAGGAUAGGCUUAUAUCAAAUUAUUGUCCAAUACCUUCAUGCAAACAUUUUGGAAUAGAUUUGCUUCUCUUUCUCCUUUUCCUCCUUCACUUUUAUCUGGACUCUCUUCAUCUCGUUUCCGAUUGCUGUUAAAGGAUGCAAAAAGUAAAUUCACUUGGUCAGGCAAGGAAAACAACCGAUCAUGAUGAAACGAAAAAUCAACGGGGGUUUCUAAACAAGUUUAAUUUGAUAAAUAUACUGCUCUCACUAUUGACCAUGUAUUCUAUAGUUAGCCUUUGGGAUAUUGAAAGCAACACGUGAGGACAUUGAUUGUCACAAUAAAAAAGCAGUAAAAACCUUUA
This is a messenger RNA of Salvelinus fontinalis (brook trout), 3730 nucleotides long. Its product is annotated as electron transfer flavoprotein-ubiquinone oxidoreductase, mitochondrial-like. Gene Ontology annotation, cellular component: mitochondrial inner membrane. The record is from RefSeq and is a predicted model, not a curated record. Lineage: Eukaryota; Metazoa; Chordata; Actinopteri; Salmoniformes; Salmonidae. Gene Ontology annotation, molecular function: iron-sulfur cluster binding; electron-transferring-flavoprotein dehydrogenase activity. Bases 814 to 2556 code for a protein of 580 amino acids. Gene Ontology annotation, biological process: electron transport chain. The transcript has 12 exons.